Molecule: messenger RNA, 3677 nt
Organism: Lentinula edodes (shiitake mushroom)
Lineage: Eukaryota; Fungi; Basidiomycota; Agaricomycetes; Agaricales; Omphalotaceae
Exons: 20
Coding region: 129-3443 (1104 amino acids)
Biological process (GO): protein deubiquitination; regulation of protein stability
Cellular component (GO): cytosol; nucleus
Molecular function (GO): cysteine-type deubiquitinase activity; cysteine-type endopeptidase activity; protein binding
Source: RefSeq, a predicted model, not a curated record
ACUUAGUCAUUCACCGCAGACUCGUGUCCUCCCUACAGAGCGUCAUCCACUUGUAUACUACUCCUCUAUCACUAUUUUCAUCUCGAACCUCCAUAUCCUAGUACCACAUCAACUGUUUGCCCUUGCCAAUGAAUGAUACAAUGGAUACUCUAGACGAGAAAGCAAACGGUGGUCCUUCGAUGGAAAUUGACGAAAUAGUAUCAGUUCGAAAUCAUGAGGCAUUUGCGGCCAAACAUAUGCCCGAUCUCGGUCAAGAUAUCAAAGAUUUUCAAGUGUUUACAUGGAGGUUAGAGAAUUGGAAGAAAUUGGAUAAGAAGCUCACCAGUCAAGAGUUUGAAUGCGGUGGUCAUAAAUGGCGGAUAUUGCUGUUCCCAUUCGGCAACUCGAAUGCACCGCCAAACGAUACAGUGUCAGUAUACUUAGACUACGCAGAACCCAAGAAGGCUCCAGAGGGGUGGCAUGCAUGUGCCCAGUUCGCGCUUGUGAUUUCUAAUAUCCACGAUCCCACUGUUUUCACCGUCAGCCAUGCCCAUCAUCGUUUCAUUGCAGAGGAGUGUGAUUGGGGCUUCACGCGUUUCAGUGAAUUGCGCAAGCUUUUCAACGUUCAGGAAGGCCAACCUCGACCAACGAUAGAGAACGAGUCUGCCGAUAUAUCAGUCUUUGUCCGUGUACUGGAGGAUCCCACAGGUGUCCUAUGGCACAAUUUCGUCAAUUAUGACUCCAAGAAAGAAACUGGUUUUGUUGGAUUGAAGAAUCAAGGAGCAACAUGCUAUAUGAACUCUUUGCUUCAAUCUUUAUUCUGUACGCGCUACUUUCGAAAGGCUGUGUAUCAGAUCCCAACUGAGGAUGAUUUACCUACGGAAAGUGUAUCUUUGGCUUUGCAGCGCGUAUUCUAUCAUCUACAAACAUCAGACCAACCAGUCGGUACUACCGAAUUAACCAAAUCAUUUGGUUGGAAAUCCCUUGACUCAUUUUUGCAACAUGACGUGCAAGAAUUCAACCGUGUCCUCCAGGACAAACUGGAGUCCAAAAUGAAGGGCACCAUAGCGGAAGGUGCCAUUGCAAAGCUUUUCGUUGGGAAGAUGAAAAGUUAUAUCAAGUGUGUCAAUGUCGAGUAUGAAUCGUCGCGAACAGAGGAGUUUAAUGAUAUUCAACUCAACGUAAAGGGCAUGCGAAAUUUGUAUGAGUCUUUCAAGGAUUACGUAGCGGUGGAGAAUAUGGAUGGCGAGAACAAGUAUCAAGCGGAAGGUUUUGGAUUACAAGACGCGAAGAAGGGCAUCAUUUUCGAAUCCUUCCCACCAGUCCUACACCUCCAGCUGAAACGUUUCGAAUACGAUAUCCAACGCGACGCCAUGGUAAAGAUAAAUGAUCGCCACGAAUUCCCUUUUGAAAUCGAUCUUGGAGAAUUUUUGGAUGCCAAUGCAGACCGUUCUAAACCGUGGAAGUACCGGCUCACCGGCGUUUUAGUCCAUUCUGGUGAUUUACAUGGAGGCCACUACUUUGCCCUCAUCAAGCCUGACCGAGACACGCGAUGGCUCAAGUUCGAUGACGAUCGGGUGACGCCUGUUACUGAUAAAGAAGUGUUGGAGGAGAACUACGGUGGGGAGCCAUUGAAUGGCUUGCCUCCGACCGCUCAGCGCAAUCAAGUUCGCGCCAUGAAGCGCUUCACGAAUGCAUAUAUGUUAGUAUAUAUCCGAGAAUCAGCCAUGGAUGAGGUUUUGGCUCCGUUCACUGAAGAAGACACACCUCCCCAUUUGAAACGGAGAUUGGACGAAGAGCGUCUCCAAAGUGAAGCGAAGAAAAGGGAACGUGAGGAGCAACAUCUGUUCUUGACCGCGAAGGUUAUCACAGAUGAAACCUUCUCUCGGCAUGAAGGCUUUGACCUGGCCACUUUUGAUGAGAAGAAUUGGCCACCAUCCGAUCUUCCUAGUUUCAGAGUCUUGAAACAAGAGACAUAUAGCGUGUUCAAAAGUCGAGUGGCACAGCACUUCAACUAUCCCGAAAAUCAGAUACGAUUAUGGGUCCUGGUAAAUAGACAGAACAAGACUGUCCGGCCAGACACUGCUAUUCCGGAAAACGAACCAACACUGACGGUUGAGGUCAUUCGCAAUAAUAUGGCGGCAAGACAGAACGAUCUGAGGUUGUAUUUGGACGUCGUUACAGAUCCUUCGAAGCCCGAAUCACCUCCUCAGUCCAUUAUGGUGUUUUUGAAGCAUUUCGAUACCUCAAAACAGAAUCUAUUAGGUGCUGGAAAGGUCUACAUGCCACGGACGUCGAAAGUUGGUGAUUUAGUACCGAUCAUCAAUGAACGUAUGCGAUGGACACCAGGAACACCGGUGAAGUUGUACGAGGAAAUUAAACCUGGCAUGAUCGAGUUGAUGAAACCUAAACUCUCUUUUGCUCAAAGUGAAAUUCAAGAUGGCGAUGUUAUAUGCUUCCAAGUCGACUUGCCAGAGAAAGAAAUUCACGACCUCGAAAGUCAGGGCCUUCAUUCCAAUCCCAUCCACUUCUACGACUUCAUCCAGAAUCGUGUCAUGAUUAUAUUCCGACCCAAAUAUGAAGAUUCUGAUCACGAUCAUCCCGAGUUCAGCCUUAUCCUGAGCAAGAAGCAGAAUUACGAUACAAUGUCAAUCAAAGCUGGAGAAUACCUGCGACAUGAUCCAAUCAAGCUACGAUUCACGACUACGCACGCUAACAAUGGGAAUGCCAAGUCUGUGCUCAAACGAUCCUUAAACCAGAGUAUCGCCGAAAUAAUGGCACCAUACUACACCACAAGCGCGGUGAUACUUUAUGAGAAGCUCGAUGUCAGUAUCGUCGAGCUAGAGACCAAGCGUAGUCUCAAGGUGAUAUGGACUGGCAUUCACAAUAAGGAGGAAGGCACUUUUCCCUUCCUCCUACCAAAAACCAGUUCCGUAUACGAAUUGGCGGAGAACUUAGCGAAACAAGUCACUUUAACGCCCUCAGGAACUGGAAAAAUUCGUAUUUUUGAGAUAUCGCGGGACGGCAAAACUCAGAAGGAAUUUACCGGCUCAGAGAUGAUUGGUAAUAUUCCGGAUCCGGUAGACCUAUACGCUGAGGAAGUUCCGCGUGAAGAGUUGGAAGCUGAUGACGCUGACAAGGUCAUCGGGGUUUUCCACUUUUCGAGAGAAUUGACGCGCACGCACGGCAUUCCUUUCAAAUUUGUCGUAAAACGGGGUGAAAAAUUCUCCGAUACGAAGAAACGGCUUCAAGCUCGAUUAGGUGUCUCAGACAAAGACAUAGCGAAAUACCGAUUCGCCCUCAUACAAGCAUCGACCUUCAAGCAGCCCUCAUAUAUUGAGGAUGAUGACACCAUAUAUGAACAUCAAUUCGCACCGGAGGAUGUGUUGGGCUUAGACCACAUUGACAAAUCUGGACGAUCAAAAGCAGGUGUAGCAGAGAAGGCAAUUGUAAUUCGGGGCUAGUCUCUUCUGAAUCUCUUCCAUGUAUCUUUUUACAUUGUUCCACAUCCACUUUCAUCACUUGUAUCCUUUUCCUAUACAGUAAAUUUUACCGCUGGCUCAAUAUGUAUCAUCAUGGAUAAUUAUAUGGCAGGGGUUUCAUACAUAGAUAAAUAAGCUAACAGUACUGAUGAUGGUCGAUCGACGUCCAAGAUUGACCUACUUUCUCUUCUUACCCUUUUUGCCCUGCUUCUGCAU